Molecule: messenger RNA, 7263 nt
Organism: Closterium sp. Yama58-4
Lineage: Eukaryota; Viridiplantae; Streptophyta; Zygnematophyceae; Desmidiales; Closteriaceae
Source: the annotation of a GenBank genome assembly
AUGUGCAGCAUCGUCAACACGUGCUUCCGCGUGCUGCACCAGGCCGCCUCCAAGAGCCACCUGCUGCAGCGCCUCGCCUGCCAAACGCUCCUCGACAUGGUCCGCGAGAUUUUUGGGCGGCUGCCCGAGCUGCCCGCGAGCGAGGAGGAGGGGGAGCUGGGGGAGGCAGAGGCAACGCAGGGGACAAUGGACAGCACGCCGUUUUCGCCACGGGUGGAGGCGAGGGAAGGGGGUGUGGAGGGGGGUGGGGAGGAGGGUGUGCAGGAGGGAUCGCUUGAGCUGGGAGGGACGGCUGUGGAGGAGGGGGGCGGAGGGGAUGGGCAAGAUGGUGGGAGUGCUGGUCUGGAUCCAGGAGUGGAGCUGGGAGCAGGGGAGAAAGGGGGAAGAGGAGAGGUUGUAUUGGAUGAGUCGCUUUCAUUUUCCCCUGCCUCCAUCUUGCCCUCGGCACCCCCCAAACCUCCCCCUCCCGCCAAGCCUGCCGAACAGCCCCGGGGUCCGCAGGACACAAGCAGAGAAGCCGAGGAAGGGGACAGGGAGGAGGACGGGGAGCGGGGACAGGCAGGCAGCAGCAGCAACGGAGCUUCAAUGGGAGCGUUGGGGCGGCCGCACGGAGUGGCGUGUGCAGUGGAGGUGUUUCACUUCCUCUGCUCGCUGCUGGGUCUGGAGGACCACCAGUCAGCGCUCUUUGCCUCGGGCAUGCUGGCAGACGACGACGUCUCUCUGCUGGCGCUGAGCCUCAUCUCGGCUGCUCUCGAGCUCGCAGGGCCAGCGGUGGUGCUCCACCCGCGCCUGCUGUCGCUCGUGCAGGACGAGCUAUUCCGCUCGCUGCUGCAGCUGGGACUGUCACCCAACCUGCUAGUGCUCUCCCAGGUCCUGGCCAUAGUGCAAACGCUCUUCCACUCAGCCCGAGCCCACCUGAAGCUGCAGCUGGAGGCCUUCUACACCUGUGUCAUCGCCCGCCUCGUCGGCACGGCAGGAAAGUUCACCGCAACUUCCUUCGCGCAGCAGGAAGCUGCCCUGGAAGCCCUCCUGGACUUCUGCCGGCUGCCCGAAUUCGCCGUGGAAACUUAUGCCAACUUUGAUGCCGACCUCACAUGUGCGAACUGCCUGGAGGAGCUAUCGGGCCUGCUGUCUCGAGCUGCCUUCCCGGUUAACACACCGCUGUCGUCGCUGCAUGUGCUGGCCAUGCAGGGUCUGCUGGCCGUGAGGUCCAUCAAGCGUCGCCUCCUCAUAGGCGUGGAGCAUUUCAACCGCGACUCCAAGAAAGGCCUGCAGUUCCUCCAAGCCUCCGCUCUCCUCCCCUCGCAACCCGACGCCCGCGCCGUUGCCUGCUUCCUGCGCUUCACGCCGGGACUUAACAAAACGCUGGUGGGGGAUUUGCUGGGCGGGCAUGAGGAGUUUCACGUCCGCGUUUUAGGGGAAUUCGCUAAGCUGUUUGACUUCGAGGGCAUGGCGCUGGACGCGGCGCUGAGAACGUUCCUGGAGGGGUUUCGGCUGCCCGGGGAGGCGCAGAAGAUUUCUAGAGUGCUGGAGGCGUUUGCAGAGCGGUACUAUGCGCAGGCGCCCGCGGCGUAUGGGUUUGCGAAUCAUGACGUGGCGUAUGUGCUGUCAUACUCCGUCAUCAUGCUCAACACCGACCUCUAUAACGGGCAGGUGCGCCGCAAGAUGACGGAGGAGGAGUUUAUCCGCAACAACCGCAAGAUCAACGACGGAAAAGACCUUCCUCGAGAGCUCCUAUCAGAGCUGUACCACGCCAUCGCACGCAACGAGAUCAAAAUGUCCUCCGACGUCUCGCUCUCCUCCUCCUCCGCCUCCGCCUUCCCCGAGAUGAAUCUCAGCCGCUGGCUCGGGCUCAUCCGACGGUCCCCGACCGCCGUGCCGUACAUUCUCGCAUCCAGUGCUGACCCGGAACCGUCUUCUGCAGAUGAUGCUGCAGCUGUUGCUCCUGCUGCUGUAGUGGCAGGCCCAGCCAUAGCAGCCAUAUCCGUAGUCUUUGACCACACAGAAGACGACGAGUCCCUCCUCCGCUGCUGCACUGACGGGUUUUCAGCGGCCGCUGACGUGGCGGCUUUUCACGGGUUUUCAGGUGCGCUGGAUGAUCUGGUCGUCUCCCUCUGCCGCUGCACCACGCUCCGCCUGAACCCCUCUGGAUCGCUGCCAAGUGGCGCCGAUCUAGUGGACAACGCAGCAGCCGUGGCAUUCGGGGAGGACACCAAGGCUCGGCUGGCUGCCGUGACUGUCUUUGGUUUGGCAAACAGGCACGGCGGGGUGGUUCGGGGAGGCUGGCGGAACCUUCUCGACUGUGUGGUUCGGUUGCAUAAGCUAGGGCUGCUGCCUGCCCGUGUUAUUAUCGAGUCAGCCAAUGCCGGGCCGCCACCUGGCCCGCUGGUGGAGCGUGCAGUCUUCGGCCUCCUCCGUCUGUGCAGAAAGCUCCUACCAGCAGCCGAUGAAACCCUAGCGGAUGAGCUCCUAAGGUCUCUCCAGCACGUGCUGAGACUCGAUGCCAGGCUGGCUGACGCCCUCUGUGAGAGGAUCACGCGGGGUGUGUUGGGGAUUGUGAGGGAGGGGCGGCAGAGCGGAGCCCUACGGAGAGUGAAGUCCCCUCCUGGGUGGAGAACACUCGCUGCUCUGCUGGCGAUCACAGCCCGGCAUCCAGACGCUGCUGCUCCCGGGUUUGAAGCUCUCUCGUGGCUCAUGGCGCCCAUUCCCCCAGGUGCUGCUGCUCCCGGUGCCUCUCCUGCUGCGCUCGCUUCGGAUUUCUCUGCUGGUGCAGUGGAGGAUUAUGGGGAGGUGUGUACUGAUGGGCCGCCGUGUGUCUCCCCGUGUAACUUCAUCCCGUUCCUCGAUGCGGCUCGGGACUUCGCCGAGGCUCGGGUGGGAGGUUCGGAGCGGUCGAAGCGGGCGUUGGACCUGCUGGGGUGCUUGAUAGACUGCCUGCUGGAGUGGAGGGUCGCAGGGGAGAUGGAGCAAGCAGCAGAGGCUGACCGACAAGCAACAGCAUCAGCAGCAAUGGCAGGAGCGGCAGGAGGUGGUAGGAUUGAUGGGGACAGUUUGAGCAGUGACGUUUCCAGUGUAAAUCCCGGUGCAUUCUCCCCACAGCAGCAGCCUCCCCUGUCAGCAGCCCUCUCCCCCCCGCAACUAAGCCCCAUACCCUCAUCAUCAUCACCAGCAGGGGGAGGUGUAUCUGGGGCAGGUGCAUCUGGAGGAGCAGGGCGGUUCUCAGGGCAGGAUCUAGCAGACCUCUGGCUGCGCCUGCUGCACGCGCUGCGCCGCGUGUGCUCGGACCAGAGAGAAGACGUGCGGAACCACGCUCUCGUGUGGCUGCAGCGGUGCCUUCUCGCUGCCGACCCCCUCCACAUGCCCAACACCAUGUGGGCUCCCUGCUUCGAUCAGGUGGUGUUUGUCCUUUUAGACGAUCUUUUAGAGGUGCAUUUGCGGGAGAAACCCAAGGAAUACCGGGGUAUGGACGCGUCGCUGCUCCGUGCGAUAAAGACGCUGUCCAAGGGCGUGCUGCAGGUGACUGACGCGUCAGACAUGGAGAGCCUGUGGAGCGCCACGUGGCGCGCGGUGCAUGCGAUGCUGCCGCACUUAAAGCCCGAGUCGCUCGUCCCGCCGGCACCGAUUGCAGUUGCGCCCAUGGCUGCGGGUCCUGUAGGUGCUGGUACUCCAGGGAUGGAGGGGCAGCUAACAGGAGCGUCUGUGGCAGGAGGAGCACUCACAUCAGCAGUUCUGAUUGCAACAGCGUGCACAGCAGCGCUGCCUGAGGCUGAUGGGGCUGUGGCGAUUGAGUCGCUUGCCGAUGCGCUGUGCGCGUCAAAUCGCACUCAACCUACCGCCAGUACGGCAGCCGAAGCUGCAUCCAAUCCUGAAACAGCUGCUGCUGCUACAACCGACGCUACAGCCGGCGGUGCUGGAAGCAGCACCUCGGGAACUCACGGCUUGAUACUACCGCCGUGGAAUUUUGACGGAGUUCAUUUCACGGAUGGGGGGCCUCUCACCGUGCAGUACCUGCUGCUGCUCGAUGCCCUCAACUUCUGCUUCUGGCCGGGUAACAUGACCCCUCAAUCCACUACGAGCAUCUGGCUGGAAGGUCUGCGUGCUCUGCUGGGUCCGAAGCCCUUUCCUCUGGAGCAGCAGAGGGUGCAGGCAGCACGGCAGGUGGGGCGGGUGCUGCUGCGGCGCUUCAGUGGCAGUGCGGCUGAGAUGGUGGAGGAGGCAGGGGGGAGUGCGGAGAGAUUAGUGCGCCUGCUCACCAUACACUUCCCAUAUUUUCAGGAUCACGCAAUCUACCGUGGCCGCCAGGUGGCGCUAUUCAAGAGGGCGCAGAUCUUCGUGGCAGAUGUGUGGGGCGCGUUCAACGGGCGUGGGCUGGGUCACUUCUCAGACAUACACCGUCUCACCAUGUUUGCCGACUACGUGGUCCCCGCCGUGCUGAGAAGCAGAGGCGUGCUCCGGUAUGCUGCGGGUCUUGCUGCUGCUGUGGACGGCAGGGAGGAAAUUCUUCCAGGUUCGGAAGAAGAGGUGGAGAUCAGAGCGUGCUGCAUCGUUGUCACUGAGAGGCUUCGAGAGCAAUUGGAGCGCACAGUGGGAAAGCCGGUGAGAUCCUACCAAUGCUGGCGACUAUGUACAUUCUUUGGAGGGGCAUUGCACUGGAUUCAUGGCACUGCAUUCAUGGCACUGCAUUCAUGGCACUGCAUUCAUGGCACUGCAUUCAUGGCACUGCAUUCAUGGCACUGCAUUCAUGGCACUGCAUUCAUGGCACUGCAUUCAUGGCACUGCAUUCAUGGCACUGCAUUCAUGGCACUGCAUUCAUGGCACUGCAUUCAUGGCACUGCAUUCAUGGCACUGCAUUCAUGGCACUGCAUUCAUGGCACUGCAUUCAUGGCACUGCAUUCAUGGCACUGCAUUCAUGGCACUGCAUUCAUGGCACUGCAUUCAUGGCACUGCAUUCAUGGCACUGCAUUCAUGGCACUGCAUUCAUGGCACUGCAUUCAUGGCACUGCAUUCAUGGCACUGCAUUCAUGGCACUGCAUUCAUGGCACUGCGUUCGUGGCACUGCAUUCAUGGCACUGCAUUCAUGGCACUGCAUUCAUGGCACUGCAUUCAUGGCACUGCAUUCAUGGCACUGCAUUCAUGGCACUGCAUUCAUGGCACUGCAUUCAUGGCACUGCAUUCAUGGCACUGCAUUCAUGGCACUGCAUUCAUGGCACUGCAUUCAUGGCACUGCAUUCAUGGCACUGCAUUCAUGGCACUGCAUUCAUGGCACUGCAUUCAUGGCACUGCAUUCAUGGCACUGCAUUCAUGGCACUGCAUUCAUGGCACUGCAUUCAUGGCACUGUCAUGUUCCAGUCUCACAAAGCAAUUGGAAGUGCCUCUCGCUAUGUGCUCCAUGUGUGCUUGACAGAUUUUGAGCAUAGAGCUAGAUUGGCUGCUAUGCUCUAUCCACAGGCGCUGCGGGGAACUCGACGCGGUUCGGCAACAUCUGGUUUGAGCGUGCGGGAGGGCCCAGCCAUGCGCAGAUGCAGUUUCUUUGACUCUGCAAUGCGCCUCAAUUUGCUCCUCCCGCACGCCUCACCUUUCCACCUCGUCUUUGCCUGUCCGUCACUUUCGCGCCCCAUCUUUGCGCAUCACCUUUGCACCUCACCCAUGCACCCCGCCUACAGACAGCAAGACAGCGCACCAUCCUUCGAUCCCCGCUUGACGUUGGUUCCUCCCAGCCAGCAGCAGAACAACGCAACUCAACCGCCUUCGUUCCCAUCCACUCGACUUGAGCGGUGUCCCACUCACCAAGCAUGCACAGCAGAAGGCAAUGUUUGUGGUGCCAGCACUGCAGUGGAGAUCCGCCAGCACGCAAUCAGAGCAAUCCAACGCAAUCCCGCCCCGCUUUCUGCCCACGCUUCCUUUUCUCACUCCCUCCAGCUGAUCGACCAUCCCCAUCAGCUCACCUCUCGUCUCGUCCCAUGCCCGAGAAGGCUUUUAUAUAGCAAGCACAGCCUUGUCAGGAGUAUCAGCUACCACAGCGUGUUCCUACUUGUGCGUAAUUCUGGUUAUUUUGGAAAAGACCCUUUGAUUACUACUGCGCGAAACAACAUGGCGACAGCUCUCCUUUCGCACACGGCCUCCGUGCCGGUAACCGUGGCAUGCGCGAAAUCGACCGCGAAUCCUCGCCAGCGCCUGCAAUCGCAAUUCGCGGGGUCCAGCCUCCGCCUCCCCGCGCGCCUCCCCCAACUCCGCGCGCGGAAGCCCGCGGGAAUCUCCGCCGUGAUCGAGAUCGAACAAGAGGACAUCCUCACCACACCGCGCGAGCCGCCCAAGACGAUCCUGGAGAAACUCGAGGAGAUGGAUGACGUGGGCGUGCCGCACAAGGUGUGGCUGUCAGACGUGGUGACCGUUAAGAAGCGCCCGUACUUCUUCAACCGCGAGUGGCUGCCCAAGGACAUCGGAUACGCCGUGUUUCUCGGCGCCAUCCAUCUGCUCGCCCUCGCCGCGCCCUUCACCUUCUCGUGGGAGGCGUUCGAGUGCUUCGUCGCCAUGUACGUCAUCACAGGCAUGUUCGGCAUCACGCUGUCGUUCCAUCGCCAUCUGACUCACCACAGCUUCAUACUUCCCAAGUGGCUCGAGUACACCUUCGCCUACUGCGGCGUUCUCGCCUGCCAGGGCCCUCCGUUUGAGUGGGUGAGCGCGCACCGCGUGCACCACCGCUGGUGCGACAAACCCGAGGACGUCCAUACGCCUUAUGAGGGGUUCUGGUACAGCCACGCCGGCUGGCUGCUCGAUAACGAGGCACUCGAGGCCAGGCUGGAGGGCAAGAACAACAUCUACGAUCUGACCAAGGACCCCUUCUACCAGUUCAUCGACAAGACCUACGUAUGGCACAUCGUCGCGUCCGUCGCCGCGCUCUACGCGCUCGGUGGCUUCCCGUUCGUCGUCUGGGGCUGGGCUCUGCGCCUAGUGUGGGUGUACCACAUCACGUGGUUCGUGAACUCCGCGUCGCACGUGUGGGGCGACCAGCCGUGGAACACGGGCGAUCUCUCCCGCAACAACUGGUGGGUAGGCAUUCUGGCAUUCGGCGAGGGCUGGCACAACAACCACCACGCGUUCGAGUACUCGGCGCGCCACGGUCUGGAGUGGUGGCAGAUCGAUAUGACGUGGUACACCCUCAAGCUGUUGGAGGCCGUCGGAUUGGCCAGCAAUCUACGGUAUCCGCGCGAGAAGCACAUGAAGAAGCUCGCGUACCCCGAUUCGCCCCUCGCCAAGUCCUGA